Molecule: messenger RNA, 2680 nt
Organism: Rhagoletis pomonella (apple maggot)
Lineage: Eukaryota; Metazoa; Arthropoda; Insecta; Diptera; Tephritidae
Product: COMM domain-containing protein 4-like
Exons: 11
Coding region: 467-2665 (732 amino acids)
Source: RefSeq, a predicted model, not a curated record
GAGGGCGUCAUUAAAUCGUUAACGGCCGACAUAUCCACCGACGGCAAAUCAGCAGUCGCUUGCAUACAUUUCUUGCUUAUCAAUGCGUCGCGUCAUGCUGUUAGUGAGUCAGUGUUCAGCGAAGAGAUUCAACAGCUGGGUUUGCCAAAGGAACACGCCGCAUCUAUGUGUCGCGUGUUGGCCGCCAAUGUAACAGCUAUACGUCAGCGGCUGAGAGAUAAAGCAUUUAGAAUAAACGAACUGUCCUCCAUACGCUACAUCCAACCCUCGGCAGAUAAGCAAGAUAACACCGUUGGUUGUGCUAAAUUCGAAUUGAAAAUCUCACAGGAGCUAAUCGAUGGUUUGCCACAGGAUACUACACAUGUGCUUAAUAUUGAGCGUCCUAAUGUGCAGUCGCUGUUGGAGGAAUUGAAAGAGGUGCGCUCUACAUUACAGCAAUAUAGUUGGCGGCAGAAAGACAAGAUGGAUGUGUAGAGCUGAAGAAAAUAUAUUACGGACAUUUAUUCACAAGCGUUGUGUAUUCAGUUUUCGAUCGAAUCGCCGCGCGUCUAGUAGCACAAUGCGAGUGUUCCUCGGCAUAUUAGCUUUGGCCUUAGUCAUCACUAUCAUCACUUUGACCGUUUCAAAAGCGAUCCCAACAGAUUCUCCUGUAGUUAAUAUAUCUGGGCAAGGUCCAGUGCGCGGCAGCUAUGAUGAAACAUUAUGGACAAAACAGCAAUUUUUAUCAUUUCGUGGCAUACCAUAUGCGGAAUCGCCAAGUGGAAAGUUGCGCUUUAAGCCACCAACAAGCCGCAAACCUUGGCAAAAAAUCUUCGACGCACAGAACUUCGGCAAACGUUGUCCGGUUAUAACAAGCGUGUCGAAAUUAAAUGCCUCCAAACUGAAAGAUGACCUUGAAGACUGCCUGAACUUGAGCGUCUACACCAAAAGCCUCAAUGCCAGACAACCAGUGAUGUUCUACAUUUACGGUGGUGGCUUCUAUAAUGGUUCCGCCUCUGAUCAUCCGCCACACCAUUUGCUAGAAAAGGACAUAGUGCUGGUAGUGCCACAGUAUCGCAUUGGCGCACUCGGCUGGCUGACUACACUCACCGAGGAAAUGCCUGGCAAUGCGCCCGUAAUGGAUCUGCAGCUGGCUUUGAGUUGGGUGCAGGAAUAUAUUUAUAAAUUUGGCGGUGAUCGCAACAAAGUUACGAUAUUCGGACAAAGUGCAGGAGCAGCUAUGUCUGGCGCCUUGCUGCUGAGUCCCAAAACGUCAGAGAGCUACUUCAAGCGUUCCAUUGUGCAAUCGGGUGCCAUAACUGCGUUUUGGGCCAUCAAUCGUGAACCGCUGGCGCAAGUGAAACGCAUCUGUGAGGCGCUCAACUGCGAGCAUUGUGACGAGAGUGCGGAACAGUAUAAAUGUUUGAGGAGUGUGAAUGUAUUACAGUUACUCAGAGUGACAACAGCGGAAAGUUUCAGUCCCGUAGUUGCCGAUGUAUUUGGCGUGCUUCCUUCAGAGCCGAGAGUGCUGCUUGAAUAUCUUAAACGCACAGUACCGCUGAUGGCUGGUUUCACUAAACAUGAUGGCUCUUUUGCAUUGGCAACACUCUACGACAGUAUUGUGGCAAUGUUAGGUAGCAUUGCUAAAUUAACUGUGCGUCAGUUCGCAAACACGCUCAUUGAUGUGGGCAAGGACAGCACCAGCCUGUCCAACAAUUUGCUCUUACGCAUGCUUUUCGAACAGGAACUAUUGGAGAGUAACAAUCAUACAGCUGCAUGGCCGGCAUACUUUGAUGCAGCGAAUAUUAUAGCCAUGAAAUCGCCAGUGAUUGCUUACGCAAACGGCCUGCAGAGAAGAGGUGCGGCUCCAGUGUACCUUUAUAGCUUUGACUACGAAGGCGAGCAUACACGCUUCGGCUAUGAGUUUGGUAAUUCACAAUAUCCUUUCGAGGGCGGCGUGCAUCAUUCGAAUGAUAAUAUAUACUUAUUUGCUACGCACAAACUCAAUGCGAAUGAUACGAGAAUCGCAAUGAAAAUGGUAGAUUUGUGGUAUUCGUUCGCAGUGCAUGGGGAGCCAAAGGUUGGAGAUCAACCUGAGCUGGAUAUUAGAGCCAUGAAGACUGAAGCUGGUCCUUACUUUCACAUCAAUAAACAAAUAACUUUGGGUUCUAACAUUCUCUCUGAACUUACAGCGACGGUGGAUGAUCCUGACAGUCACAAAUUGAUCAGGCCGUCGGCAUUUCAAACUACGGAAAAUUCAAAGCUAUCUGCCUCGAACCACUCCUCUACAAGGCUAUGCAAGUGUCUCCACAACGUUUUUUCGCCCGCUCUUCUAACGAUAAUUAUCACCCAUACGACAACGUUUACUCUGCGCCGGAUUCUCGCCCAUAUCCAGGCUCUCAUUGUCACUGUCCAUUGUCUCGCUGCAGUCGCCGUCCGGUUCGCCACCGCCCAUAAUAUCCUGUUUCCGUUUGGCGGUUGCCAUUUCCGCGGCAUGUUUCUUGCGCCACUUGGUCCGUCGGUUCUGGAACCAGACCUGCAAUCGAGUAGAGAGAAGAAAACGAAAAUUGUGGAAUUAGUAAAAGUUAAAGGUGGAAGAAGGAGGAAACGCCAGCCGCGUUGUCAACACAAGCCCUCGGCACGUGUGCGGCAACAUACGAUCUCUUCCUAUCUCCGGCAACGCUAAACCAAUCAGCGACAU